UUAAAACCAAAUUGUAAAAUUUUUCAACCUAAAAUUCGCAUGUGAUCGCGCAAUAAUAUAUACUCACAAUUCUUCAACGUUGAUUGUUGAUUAUCUAGUUCGAAAGGAAAGGGCGAUGAGCGAUGCCGAACUCCAGGAGGAGGAAAGAGAAGUAUUGCUCUCGAUUUACGACGGCGAUGCGGCUUUUAAACAGCUGACACCUACAACAUUUCAAUACAAGUAUGGCGAGGAUAACGAUAUGAAAUCAUUUCUACUGGAAAUAUCAUGGGGUACAACAUAUCCUACGCAGAAACCAACUAUCAAUAUGGACACAUUUUACAAUAAACAUAUUGUGGAAGAAGUAAAGGACAAGGUGAUGAGUCACAUAGAGGCAGAGGCUGAGCAAUGGUUAGGUAGUGCUAUGACGUAUACAUUAUUUCAGUCUGUUCAAGAGCAUUAUACAGACUUAGUGUCUAUGCAACCAGACGCAACCAUUGAUAUAAAUUCGCAAACUAGUAGAUUGAAGAUUACGGAAGAGAACCAACAGGUUGAGGAAACGGUAAAAAAAGUUAAGAAGGAACAUUUAAGUAAAGCACAAAAGCGUAGACAAUGGAAUAAAGCAGAUGGCAAAGGUGAAAAACCACGAGGAUGGAAUUGGGUGGAUAUAGUAAAACAUUUAUCACAGACUGGACCUAGAUCAGAGGAAUCUUAGUUUGAGUCAUCUAUAUCAUUUUGUACAGCAAUAAAAGGCAUGUUAUAUUUUUAUAAAUUGUUGGAAAUAAAAUCAAUUUCCUUAUCUA
Molecule: messenger RNA, 779 nt
Organism: Nylanderia fulva
Lineage: Eukaryota; Metazoa; Arthropoda; Insecta; Hymenoptera; Formicidae
Product: RWD domain-containing protein 4
Molecular function (GO): protein binding
Source: RefSeq, a predicted model, not a curated record